Ilyonectria robusta is the source of this 646-nucleotide messenger RNA. RefSeq lists its product as uncharacterized. Lineage: Eukaryota; Fungi; Ascomycota; Sordariomycetes; Hypocreales; Nectriaceae. The record is from RefSeq and is a predicted model, not a curated record. The transcript has a single exon. Bases 155 to 400 code for a protein of 81 amino acids.
UGUCACCAUGGCGCGUUUCAAUUGAAGCUAUGAAUCAGUGCAUCAUUCAAUGCACAACACUUUCACGUUAAGGUUCUCAUCCAAAUAACCUGGACUUCGGUGUUGAUCCACUGCGUAAUCCACUCAUCUCCACUUUCAGUCCAGCUCCUCUAUAAUGCUGAGGGCUUUCACUGGCAGUCACUAUAGACAAGAUGUUCGUAGCAUGGAAUCCGCAAAUAUGUAUGUAAAUACCCUCGCAUUGAGACCGAUUUGUAUCCCAUUCCACGUCGUCUAUUAUCAAGCAUCGAGGUCCAAAGAAUACAAAACCGAGCCCAUCAUUCUCUCCGGCGGUUCAUGUCUACUGUCCUGUUUAGUAAUAAAUCUUAGGACAAGAGCUCUCACAUUGACCAUCCAAUGGUAGUCUCCAGACUAACGCUGCGGUUCCAAUUAAUAGAGAGAACACCGCGGCUGGCUAGAGAGAGGUGAUUUGGGCCUUUGAAGAAGCCGAAAGCUUAGAGUUGUGAUGUUGUAAUGCGAGCCAGAAGGUUCCUUGGCCUGGCUCGGUGAUAAUUGAUGAUUGUGAUCUCACAUAUCGGCCAAAUAAGACGGCCUGUUAUUGUGCAAAAACCCAUUGCGAGAGGAUGUAGACGAGGGCCUAACACCCCCA